Messenger RNA from Morone saxatilis (striped sea-bass), 3335 nucleotides. It is a transcript of the gene tnxba, whose product is annotated as tenascin XBa. Gene Ontology annotation, molecular function: protein binding. The record is from RefSeq and is a predicted model, not a curated record. The transcript has 14 exons. Lineage: Eukaryota; Metazoa; Chordata; Actinopteri; Moronidae. Bases 1 to 2952 code for a protein of 983 amino acids.
AUGACGCACAAGAUCAGCUUGUUGCCCGGCAGCUGCACUGGGGGAUGUGAGUCUGAGAUGGCUGCACUGAAAGGACGUGUGGCUCGACUGGAAAGAGAGAUGUCCUCCCUAAAAGAGAAAUGUCCAUGUUCUGCAAAUUGUCCAAGUGACUGUAGUGGCAAUGGGGAAUGUCAGAAGGGGAAAUGUAUCUGCCAAGAGGGAUUCACGGGUCCAGACUGCAGUAAGUGUGCACAAGGAGCUGAGUGUAAUAAAAAAGCUGCCAAGGGAAAGGUCAAGGUAACAGUGGAAACAGUGACCCUGCAGGUGAAUAAAGACAAGGAAAAUGUGCAGGAGAAAACCACCAAAAUAGAGCAAACACUCUUCCAGAAAAAGGAGCAGAAGAAGGGGUCCGAAGCCAAAGAGACUGACGCUAAACCCAAAGUGGCUACUAAUGCUAAAGCAGGUCUUGUUAAAACAGAAUCAAAACAAGAAGCUUCUGUUAAGAAAAUAACUGUUAAAGACUCUUCAACCGGCAAAAAGAUCAGUCGUCCAACUGUUGCUCAAGUUCUGUUGAAACAUGAGGGAAGAAAGCAAGAAGAGGCCCGAAAAGGCAAAACAACAGUCAUGACCUCUAAAAAGGUCCUCCAAAAAAAUGAUGUCAAACUUGUUAAGGAAACAAUUGCCAGUAAAACAUAUCCCAAAUCUGACCAACUAAAAGAUGAACCUCAAACCAAUGUGACCCAAAGUAACGUGAAUAAAUCUAAUAGCACAGCUAAAAUUGUGACAGUUCUGUCAAAGGUCAUGGGAACUAACAAAACCAGAGCAGGAAAGACCAUUGAGCAGUCCACACUGGCUGAGAAGAACGUUACUCAGUCAUCUGGACAGAAACAAAUCAAGAAGGUCAAAGUAGACAAUACAAAUGUGCAAUCUGUUGACAGCAGAAACACUGAAGCUGGAAAGACUGGAAAAGAGAAACAAAGGAGUCAGUAUUUAGUGAAUGCAACCAUUGCAGCAACGUCAGGCGAGGCUCGAGUUCUGCAGAACAAAACAACUAUCCAUGGCUCUGGGAGUGCAAAGAGGAUGGGAGGGUCUGGAUUAGGUUCUGUAAAAGUUGUAAACAUCUCUUCCUACAGCUUCACUGUCACAUGGUCAGCUCCACAAGGGAUGUUCAAGAACUUCACCGUGAUCAGAAGAGAACCACGGACAGAGGGUGACGAAGACGAUCACGAGGAGUUCGAAGAGGAAGCUCUUGAAGGGGACAAGACCUCCACAGCUAAGAACACAACUGUAGUCCAGGUACAGAGCGAGAGCACCAACACAACUGUCGCCUCUGGUAAAGCUGUAGCAUCUAGAGGCAAAGCUGAAACCAAGAGGAUCUCCAUGGUAGUCCCUGGCAGCGUACGCUCUAUGGAGUUCAGUAACCUUCGGGCAAACACAGGCUAUGUCCUGCACAUUUAUGGUGCUGCAGCUGAGAGAAGAUCAAAGAUUCACAGAGUAACUGCAACUACAGGUCCUGAGCCAGCCACAGAGAUGGUUUUCAGCAAUGUAACAGAGUCUUCUUUCACUGUUUCCUGGUCCAAACCAAAGACCACAUUCACAGGCUUCAGGGUCACAUAUACCAACAUUAUCACAGGGGAGAACCGCUUUGUGACCGUGGACUCUCAGCAAUCUUAUGUGAUUCUGUCCAAGUUGUCAGCUGGAUCCUCCUACAUUGUCACUGUAACUGCUACACAAGGCAGAACCCAGAGUGACGCCCUCACAUCCAUUAUCACCACGGUGCCUGCCCCUCCAACACAUCUGCAAGUUGUCAAUGUGACAGAUACCAGAGCUGUGCUGCAAUGGACACCCAGUCUGGGAAAAGUAGACCGCUUCAUUAUCAGCUAUGAGUCCUCCAAGACUCCUAAUGUGACAGUGACAGUGAUGCUGUCUGGAAACUCAGUGGAACACCAGCUGAGGGGCCUGCAGAGAGGCACCUUGUACACAGUUAAAGUCCUGAGCCAGAAGGACAGUCUCCAGAGUAUGGCCAUCUCAACUACAUUCACUACCGCUAAUGUGGUUAAAGCCAGUGAGGUGGGGGCUCGUUCUGCAGUGAUAGCAUGGAAAACUUCCACUGUUGUUUAUCACAGCUACAGACUGAUCUACCAGGUGGCAGGAGAGGAGGCAAAGGAGGUAAUCCUGGAUUCGUCAGUCACAGAGUAUAAACUGACAGGACUGUUGUCAAUGUCACGCUAUAUUGUGUUGGUACAAGGAGAGAGAGAUGGACACUACACAUCUCUUAUUACCACAGAAUUCAUCACAGGCAAACUGCGCUUCCCUUUCCCUACUGAGUGCUCUCAGGAGCUGCUGAACGGAGCUCUGCAGUCAGGAGAGGUGGAUAUCUUCCCGCAAGGUAGAGAGGGACAGGCGGUCAGAGUCUACUGUGACAUGGAGACUGAUGGAGGUGGCUGGACGGUGUUCCAGAGGAGGAUGAAUGGAAAGACGGAUUUCUACAGAACCUGGAGUGAAUACACCGCUGGUUUCGGAAACCUCAGCGAAGAGUUCUGGCUCGGAAAUGAGCUUCUUCACAACCUGACCAGUGUCGGCCCUGUGAGUUUGAGAGUGGAUAUGAGAUCUGGAAAUGAAACCGCUUACGCCCACUACGCCAACUUCUCCAUUGAUUCAGUGGAGAGGCACUAUGCUCUUACAGUGUCUGGCUACACUGGAACUGCAGGUGACUCUAUGAGGUAUCAUAAUGGGCGCCCAUUCUCAACCCGAGACAAGGACACUGAUCCUCUGGGGAUCCACUGUGCCAGGGCCUACAUGGGAGGAUGGUGGUACAAGAACUGCUACAAGACCAACCUCAAUGGUCUUUUUGGCAUCAACAGUAAUAAUCAGGGAAUAGUCUGGAUAGACUGGAAAGGUAAAGACGCCUCCAUUCCCUUCACUGAGAUGAAGUUCAGACCGUCCAGGUUCUCUCCUGCCACUCAUGGCUAAAUCAGUGUUCCUGGGUUCUCUAACCUAAAAACCUUACAUCUGACAGAGAAUUACAUUAUGGCUCCACAAAUCCAGAAGACAGUGGAUCUCACAGUUGCUGCAUGUCACUUCGCAAGCUAAAAUUACAUGUACAGUGGUUUUGAUAGCUAAAAUGACAGCUAUCAGUGCAUUUGAUUCAAUGUGCAAGAAUUUUUUUCUGAUCUGUUUUUCUGGAAAUAUACCAAAAGAGUGGAGAAAUGUUUUAUUUCAACUUUUUGUAUAUUGUUGUACUGUUCUACCUGACCCUUCCAUUUCAACCGUUUUGUUUUAACUCUAGUACCUUCUUGUGCACCACCACGGUAUGCCAACCCACUACUACUGUAAUUAAAUAUGCACUGUCUCAC